AGCAGAGAUUGUUAUCAGACGUACGUCUGACUUUUUCUGAAAAUGGAUGAUGUCUUCUGUCUCUUUAUAUGUCUGUUCCUCAGCACAAAUGGGAAACAAGUACAUAAGGAGCUUCCACCUGGACAUAGAAAUGGUGUGGGCUCACGUUGUGAAUUAACUGAAAAAGCAGCGAUCGGCCAGCUUGGAUGGCAGGUGGAACACAAUGAAACAACACAUUUCCUUGUAAUCUUGAAGAACAGCUCUUUAGAAAAUGCCAACGGUUCAAAAUGCAUCAAUGCCUCAUUAACCAACAGAGUCAGUAAUAGGCAGUUUAUUGCUGAAAAGCCAUACACAUGUGUAUUUACAAACUCCUGUGCAGCUAAAGAAAAUCGAGUAAAGUUGACAAUUCUGAUUCCUUCUGCUUUUAUUAAAAAGCAGCAAAGUCGCUUUAAAGAUCAGCUUGUGACAACAUGCAGAGCUGCUAAAGGUGGCUUCGCACCCAAUAUUGUUUGUGUGUCAUCAAAGACUUCAAUGAGAGGAAGAAACAGAACCCAACAACAUAACCCAACCAGGACAGUUAGCAGCAGCUACAAGCCAACACAACAUAGAAACAGCUUGAAGAACGUAACCUGUAUGAUAAAUCACCCAACACUUUCUGCACCUGUGGAAUUGUUUGUAGGAUGUCCUUUUGUGAUUGCAAUUAAAACAAACAAUUACAGUGUUAAAGGGAAGAAAAAUAAAUUUAUCUUCAACACUAUGGACAGCGAGCAAAUCAUUCAGCUUAACAUAAACAGUUUUGUGGAGCAGGUUGAUUUAUACUGUUCAAAGCAAAAUGACUCACUUCCUGAAGGCAUUGAACUAGUCAAAAAUAACCUCAAAUUCAAGGGACCUAUGAAGGAAAGUUAUGCUGGCAUGUAUAUGUGUGUAGUAUCCUAUCAACACUGGAAGAAGAGAGCAUAUUGGGAAAUUGAGAUUACUUCAGAUGAAAAUCAAUGGAUUCCUACAAGAGCUGUGCUAAUAGCAAUAAGUGUGAUCUUCGCAGCAAGUGCCUGCUUUUGCUAUGUUUUGAAGUGGCAUAAAAGGAAGCAACUGGUUGUUAUUCCCCAGCAAUAUUCGGUUCAAAACAUUGGAUACCAGGCUGCCAGAGAUGGCCUUCACUGCAUUAAAACACAACAGGAUUUGAGAAAUGAUACCAACCGGGCUAAUACACCACAGGAUUCCCAAAAAAAUAUUGGCCCUACAAAUACAACCCAGGAGACUAUCAGUGAUGUUGAUGGCAGUUGUGCUGCUAAACAAGAUGGCGAUGCAUCUGAAGAUUCCAAACAGAAUGUUAAAUGUCUCAAGCUUGAUACAAAUGAUCAGGAGUCUAUCAUUUAAGCAACACCAACAAUGGAGUUGAUCCCAUUUCUUCAGCCUUGAAAGGCCAGUUUGAUUGUAUACCAGCUCCAAAUUUGUAUGGAAAAGGAAGAAACUUUAUAGUGAAAUUAAAUGUGAGCCACUCUUGCUCAACUACAAGCAGAUAGUAUCAGAGGGACAUGGAUACCAUGAGGACUGGGAGAACAUUAUCCCAUGAUCUUGCCAGCCUGGAAUGGGUUGAGGCUUGAGGCACUGAAGCGACCGGAAGAAUAUUUUUUUGACUGCUUAUUUUAUUUAGUUUUUUUCCUCUACAGUCUCCCAAAGUCAUACAGCAGGAUGGACUAAUCUGCAAACUACUCUAUGUCAUCAGUAAGCUUUUUUCUGUAAUAACCUCUUGGAAGAUUUCCCUCUAGCUUGGCUAAACUUAGCUUAGAAGGCUUUUGCAUCAAAUUAAAUUGAUAUAUUUCAGUGAUGAAACCACCAUUAUAUACUUGAUAGCUUAAUGAGAGAGAGAUUGCUGAUAGUUCAAACUUAAUUUUUAUAUUUUAAGAGCAAAUCAGCAGGUCUUUAUUGGCAUGUAUCGCUAAUAUACUGUUAAACAUGAACUUGGAGUUUAAUAAUGGUGUUAACUACCAACUACCAAACUGCUGUGUUUUGAAGGAAAAUACCCUGGACUAAAGAUCAUAAGGUAGGUACAGGUGAAGAAGGUCAGCAAGUCCAUCUUAGCUCAUCCACUUGAAGUUCUGUUUCUGAAAAGAUAUUGCCUCCAAAUCUUAGUUGAAAAACCCAUUCCAAGUGUUGAUCACAGAUAAAGAUGAACUUUCAGGCA
This is a messenger RNA of Carcharodon carcharias (great white shark), 2164 nucleotides long. RefSeq names its product nectin-1-like. The record is from RefSeq and is a predicted model, not a curated record. Bases 43 to 1356 code for a protein of 437 amino acids. The transcript has 8 exons. NCBI's taxonomy places the organism in Eukaryota, Metazoa, Chordata, Chondrichthyes, Lamniformes, Lamnidae.